Molecule: messenger RNA, 2676 nt
Organism: Indicator indicator
Lineage: Eukaryota; Metazoa; Chordata; Aves; Piciformes; Indicatoridae
Gene: STRADA
Product: STE20 related adaptor alpha
Exons: 13
Coding region: 89-1384 (431 amino acids)
Biological process (GO): protein phosphorylation
Molecular function (GO): protein kinase activity; protein serine/threonine kinase activator activity; ATP binding
Source: RefSeq, a predicted model, not a curated record
CUCCUGCCGGUAAGCGGCGGCCGCAGCCGGAGGAGCGGGUUGCCCGUCCCUUUCCCGAGCUGCGUGUGGUAAGACAAAGGCGGAUUCCAUGUCUUUUCUUGUAAGUAAACCCGAACGGAUUAGGCGGUGGGUGUCUGAAAAGUUCAUUGUUGAGGGCUUAAGAGAGUUCGAGUUGUUUGGAGAGCAGCCUCCGGGUGACUCUCGGAGAAAAACAAAUGAGGCGAGCUCCGAGUCGAUAGCUUCUGCCCCUAAGAGGGACACCAUGAGCAACUUCCUACCUGACAGCAGCUGCUAUGAGUUGCUCACUAUCAUAGGAAGAGGCUUUGAAGACUUGAUGGUUGUGAACCUGGCCAGGUAUAAACCCACAGGAGAGUACGUUACAGUCAGAAGAGUCAACUUGGAGGCCUGCACCAAUGAAAUGGUCACCUUCUUGCAGGGGGAGCUUCACGUUUCCAAGCUCUUCAACCACCCCAACAUUGUGCCAUACAAAGCCACAUUCAUUGCUGACAACGAGCUCUGGGUAGUGACAUCUUUCAUGGCCUAUGGUUCUGCAAAAGAUCUGAUCUGUACCCAUUUCAUGGAUGGGAUGAGUGAACUGGCCAUUGCAUAUAUCCUUCAGGGAGUACUGAAAGCACUUGACUACAUCCACCAUAUGGGCUAUGUACAUAGGAGUGUUAAAGCCAGCCAUAUCCUGAUCUCUGUAGAUGGGAAGGUUUACCUCUCUGGCCUGAGGAGUAAUCUAAGUAUGAUCAACCACGGGCAGCGGCUCAAAGUUGUUCAUGACUUCCCCAAAUACAGCAUCAAAGUCUUGCCUUGGCUCAGUCCUGAAGUCUUGCAGCAGAACCUCCAAGGUUAUGAUGCAAAAUCUGACAUUUACAGUGUGGGGAUAACAGCCUGUGAGCUGGCAAAUGGACAUGUCCCCUUUAAAGACAUGCCUUCUACUCAGAUGCUCCUGGAGAAGCUGAAUGGGACUGUUCCCUGCCUGCUAGACACCACCACAAUUCCUGCUGAUGAGCUGACCAUGAAAACCUCCCGUUCAAGUGCUAAUUAUGGGAUGGGUGAGAGCAUGGCUGUUAGCAACGUGAGAGCAGCCAAUGGAGAGCCAACCCUGCACCCUUACCUUCGGACCUUCUCCACCUACUUCCACAACUUCGUAGAGCAGUGCCUCCAGCGGAACCCUGACUUCAGGCCAAGUGCAGGUGCUCUGCUGAAUCAUCCCUUUUUCAAGCAGAUCAAACGCCGCGCUUCUGAAGCGCUCCCGGAGCUGCUGCGUCCUGUCACCCCCAUCACCAACUUCGAAGGAACCCGGCCCCAGGAUCCCAGUGGCAUUUUUGGGCUGGUGUCGAACCUGGAGCAGCUGGAGGUGGAUGACUGGGAAUUCUAGAAGAACAGGGACUACGCCUGGUUCCAGAGGAGCUUUCUGGACGUUGUAAUUUAUUGGUUCCGUUCAUAAAAGGUGAUGAAUGUUACGUGUAGGAGAGUUUACAGGUCCUUGGGAAGGAACUGAACUGCCUGUUUACUGUAGUAGCCUGGAAACAAAUGGACAGACCUGAGCUGGGAAAGGAUCAACCCCAAGGAACUGUGGAGUGUUCCAGAUGGUGCAGUGGCCAGAGCCCUAGCUGGUGCAGCUGAGCUCUGGUAGAUCACUUGAAUGGGUUGAGUGAGUCUGUGUGGUUAGUCUCUAUUUAUGUUUUUCUACAAAUCACUGGCUUCACGUCACAGCUGAGGGCUGCAUGUCCCUACCCUCUUAGGUUCUUUCUCUUUUAAGGGUGCCUUCGAGUGAAGGGGAGGCAGGCAGCUCCUAGUUUUGGGCAUUCUCUUAGAGCUAGUCAGAUUACUGUUACAGUGUUGUCACAGGGUAAGUUUGGUGGGGGGAGAAAGAAGAAAGAGGUUCUGAAAUUCAGUCACUGCUUUGUGAUGGAAAAUGAGAUCAAAGACAACCCCAGCCCAUUCCAGGCACACUCACUGCACUGGCAUUCCUCUGCAGCACUGGAUUCUUCCAGUUCUGGAAAGAGCUUUAGAAGAAACUCCUUUCACUUGAUGCUGAGCACUCUGAACUCCAGGUCAGGGCAUUCCAGCCUCUCCUCCCAUGGCUGCCUGGAUCACCGAAGUCAGUGUGGACACCUGUGCCAUGAACCAGCUUUUUUUAUGCCCUUCUCUGCACAACCAGCUGAGCCUCCUUUUUAGCUGGGCUAGUUUCACACACAGCAUGUAACAUUCAUACCAGCUCAUCCUCAGUGACUUGCCCUGGCAUGGAAGAAAAUAAAUUGACUUGGAGGCUAAAUCCUCUUGUUCACAACUCCUCUUUGAACAUCAUGUACAGAAUUGACCUUAUGCCUUCCAUUAUUGCUGGUCUGCCUUCCCCAACUGCCUGACAGGUAAAAGCUUCUCAUGUGGUUCCCCUGGAUUCCUGGCUGUGUGACUCUGCCCUGCUGCUGUGGCAGCUCUCCCCUAUUCCAUGAUGUUUGGGGUUUUUUUUUUGAGGUGUAUUUAAGGCUUUUUUUAAAGUUUGACCCUUGCAAGGACCAUGGGUGCUGAAUGUCUUUCUCCACUUGAGCACUGAGAAUCCAGUCCUGGAAGUGUGGUUGAUGGGAUAGUGGUGCUGGCAACAGGUCCUUUGUGUGUUUUAUAAACUGUACUUGAACCCAGAGAAAGUUUGUUACUCUAGUUUUUUGC